AUGGCCUCUGCAAGGAAACAUCUGAGAGACAGUCUGAUAUGUCCAAUCUGCAUGGGUCUUCUUACCAAGCCGAAGCUUCUACCUUGCUCACACACAUUUUGCGAAGAUUGUUUAACCGAAGUCCACUCAACUCAAGCACUGGGUGAUCGGAUAACGUGCGCUGUGUGUCGCUCUGUUGCAUCUGUGUCCUACAAUAACGUAUCCAACUUCCCAACCAAUCAAAUUGCCCAGUCCCUUGCAGAAGAUUUCAAAGAGAGAUCGGACAAAACGAGAACGGCCGAUUCAAUGAAUGGCGCUUCCUCUGGCCAACGUUGCACCGUGUGUGAUGCUGAUGAUCAAGGGCUUGCUACCUUCUACUGUCAGCAUUGUUCAGAAUUCCUCUGCGAUUAUUGUCUUGAGCAGCACGAUAGGUUUAAGAAGAAUGUCUUCCACGAGCUCGUUAGUGCUAGGGACAUCGCGUCAGGGAAAAUCAGAAUACAACUUGCGUGUCCGGAACACCCCAGAGAACUGCAGCAGUUCGUGUGUAUCACAUGUCUGGUUCGCACCUGUUGUAGGUGUUUGGAAGUGGGUCAUCAGCCUGACAGGCAUGAGGUCAUCGGAAUUGAAGAAGAUGAAGAGAGCCACAAAGCAACAGUUGAUCUUUUGCAGGAAAAAAUAGAACAGAAAACUGCUGUGAUACAGAGACAAUCGUCCUUUGUCAAGGAGCGGAUCGGCGUGGUUCAAAACAUCAUCGGUCAACGAAGGCAAGAAAUCAAGAAUGUCUUUGAGGGCGCUGUCGAACGAAUACGACGAAGGAGAGAUAAACUACUUGAAGAGUGCAACGCCUAUGAGAGAUCGCUCUGCGAAGAUCUUGAAGGAAUCAUCCAGUGUAACGAUGACUUCCUUCAGAACCUAUCAGCCAAGGUUAAUGUAGUCAUCGAAGAGUCUACUGCUCAAUGUGGAGACCAGUCGUUGUCUGAGCGUGCCGCACGAGUUGAUGAGAUUGAGGCUCUCGUGGAAGGAGACAAUCCUGUGAAUCUCAUGCUGAAUCUACAGCACUCCGUGCAGAAUUACUGA
Messenger RNA from Strongylocentrotus purpuratus (purple sea urchin), 1056 nucleotides. RefSeq names its product E3 ubiquitin-protein ligase TRIM56-like. The transcript has a single exon. Lineage: Eukaryota; Metazoa; Echinodermata; Echinoidea; Camarodonta; Strongylocentrotidae. The record is from RefSeq and is a predicted model, not a curated record. Gene Ontology annotation, biological process: positive regulation of DNA-templated transcription. Gene Ontology annotation, molecular function: ubiquitin-protein transferase activity; zinc ion binding. Gene Ontology annotation, cellular component: nucleoplasm; chromatin. The coding region runs from base 1 to 1056 and encodes 351 amino acids.